Messenger RNA from Penicillium oxalicum, 678 nucleotides. RefSeq lists its product as uncharacterized. NCBI's taxonomy places the organism in Eukaryota, Fungi, Ascomycota, Eurotiomycetes, Eurotiales, Aspergillaceae. The coding region runs from base 1 to 678 and encodes 225 amino acids. The transcript is spliced from 2 exons. The record is from RefSeq and is a predicted model, not a curated record.
AUGCUCAACACGGGUCAAUUUGCACCUUCUGACUCGAUCCAUUCAGCCUUAGCCAAUGAUGAAUUAGCCGCCGACGCCGCUCUAUCAGGAGUUCUCGAUUUCACCGCUGCGUUGAACGAUCUCGAAAGCGCACGGUUUACAUUUCCCGAUGACCACACGCUCGAUGUCCCCAUCCUCAGUGUGUUGCAGGCGGGGUCUCAGCUUGCAUCGCUUUUUGGUUGCGAGGACACGAUCUGGGACCCUACAGCCCUCCGGACGCUUUCGCCAAUCUCAUCGUCUGCAAUGCCACUGACCUCAAAUCUGGAGCCGACCGCCGCUCAGAUCACGAUUCCCCAUCAUCCCGUCUUUGACAUUCUCCCCUGGCCGUCAAUGCGCACGAAGCUCAUCACCAUUUUCUCCCUUCCCGCUCAGGCGCGACCCGUCAUUGCGCGCGACCCUAUGGCUCUAAUGCAACUCAUUUAUGACCUGGACGACACUUCUGAGGGACUGAGGGUCUCUGGAUCUGACUGGAGACUUGACAGAAACUGGGAGGUUGGGCAAAAAAUCUUCGAGAACUGGUGGUUCGUCUUGGAUCCGGACAUAUUGCGACAGAGUAACCUGCUGCGGCAACGAAGAGGAGCCGGGCGAUUGCUGCCUCCCGUUGGGCAGAGUAACACAGUGCAAAUGACUUCCUCCUAG